CGGCGGCGAGCCGGAGAUAUAAACGAGAAACGGAAUCGGUGAACCAACAUCCCGACGACGCCCCAGAAACGUGGAAAGAAGCACGCCCGACGACAUGAGCAAACGCGCGGAGAAUCCCGCCACAGCCGCCGCUGCGCUGCUGCUACUGCUCUUGGUACAACUCUCCGCUCACUGGACCCCCGUCGAGUCGCAGAGAAUCCUGUCUGAAGAAGAGGCGGCUUACAUUGCGCCUUCGGCCAAGCAGCAGAAGCCGCGAGACCCUCUGGUGGAGUUGCUACGGGAGCAACUGCCUUACACCCGCACCAUCGCCAGCAACGGCGGUACGUUCUCCAUCAACGAGACCGUGCACGGCACAGCCUACAGCGGCCAUGUGUACGUCCAGAAGGGACACCUCCACGGCCUCGCAACCGUAUCGCGAUCGGCAAAGAGCUGCGGCCACCGCAAGCUGCAGCUUAUGUGGCCUCGGGUGACGGCCACGUUCAAGUUCAGGGCUUCGGUCAACGGCGUCCGCGUUCUCGGCUUGGCAACAGGUGUACUUGCUGCCGGCCACUGUGCGGCAGCCGCUUGACGUCGACGGUAUGCCUUCGGGCUCGUACCGCGUGGACGCAGUCAAGGCAUCGUCGUUCAGCACUUCCUCGCUCAAGGGUUUCACGCACCUUGUAGGACGCAUGUCCCGACAUCUGACGUACGCGAGUCAAGCCGCGCUGCGCUCUUUUCUUACGGGCGAAGGACGCAAAGUGCUCGACGUGACACUGCGCAAACUUUACAACGAAGCGACGCCCGGAACAGCGUUGGUCUGCUGAGUGAGCGGGAGUGUGAUGGCAGUACUUUUGUGCAGCUGAGAAGGCGGCGUAGGAAAACUGCACCCCUCUCGCCAAGCAUUCAGCGACGUUCCCGACGAUCGACAGAAGAUUUGUGGUCGUCAUCGUACAAGCUAUAGAGUACAUAAGUGUACAAGCUCGUGAGCGGCUCCUGGUGGCAGCACAUUGAGUAACGCAGUCUCUUCAAAUGUGUGGCACACUGCAGCAACGAUGAGAACAGUUUUUAGGCAGCAGAAUAACUGUGUUAAGUAUUUUUCUUUUAAGUUGGGGGCAGGGAUGGGAGAGCUAUGAUAUGGGUAGCACUUAGGCAGUGCAACUAAAGCUUCAACAAAUUAUGUUGUAAACAUGACAUAAAUAUUUCUUGCCACGUG
Rhipicephalus microplus (southern cattle tick) is the source of this 1192-nucleotide messenger RNA. RefSeq lists its product as uncharacterized. Lineage: Eukaryota; Metazoa; Arthropoda; Arachnida; Ixodida; Ixodidae. The record is from RefSeq and is a predicted model, not a curated record.